AUUGGAUUAUUGUCUCAUCGACGAGUGAAUACGUGUUCUUUGCGAGUUUAUAUGCGUCAUGAUCGCGGACGUUGAUUCUCCGUUAAAGUGUCAGAAUCAACGAAUAACGUUUUGUCGUCGGGCAAGGUGACGGAAGGAAGUUUCUAGUUACAACAAACAAUCGUUUUAGAGAGUAAUUUCCGUGAGAAUUAAAAAUGGGGAAUUCUAAUCAGAAGAUGAAACGGAAGUUACGGGGGAAAGGAAACAGGAAGCGUGGCAGCAACGACAACGUUCAAAGUAGCGAGAACUCGACUACAAAAAGCGAGGAAUACAACGAUCCGGAAUUGAUCAUCUUGAGGAAAUGUAUCGAACGGAAUCCCGAGAUGUUCGUAUUGAACAAUCUCAUGAUGUGCGUCCAAUUCUUUGGAAAUUACGAAGAAGAAAUCAAGCAGGUGAAGGAAAUUAUGGUAUCGUCGCGCGAGAUGCAAAUGAACGAACGUUUGCCUCCUCAAAAGCACGUGCUGCUUCCAGACAUUCUUCAGGAGCACAUCGCUCGUCACCUCGGUUUCACUUCCAUGCGACAAUCCUUUAGGCCAACCAUCGAACCUUUGCAGCCGGUUCGAAUUUACAUGGUUCACGAUAACGUUGACAUCACGGAGGAAGGUUAUCCGUCACACUAUAGUCAUGUGAACGAUACAACUGUAUAUAACAUAUUGUUGAAACCAACGAAACAACAAGGUUCUGUGCAACUGCAGGUUCUUGACAACUUUAUAGCGUCGAGGAAAGACGACGUGGACCUAACAUCGAUAGCAGAGGACGACGACGAACUAUACAGCGAUGGUAGCAUUUACAGUCCAAAAUCUCGAUCGAAUUUAUCUGUCCACUCAGUCAGUUCUAGCAAAUCUAAACCAGACAUGGUUAAAAGCUUCAAGCAUACGAGAUCUUUGCCUAAUCUGUGUGACGAGGAAGUCGGGAAUGGUAGCUUUUUACAUUCCAAUCGUAGUAGGAAAAUUGCAGAGGAGCCUGUUUACGAUAAUGGGUCCUCCGAUGCGGAAGAAAGAAAACGUUCGAACAAAAGACCACAGACGAAGGAGGAAUUACUGAACCGAGAGAGUCGUCGAUGGGAGAAACAAGUGCCGCGACAAAAGAUCCAAGGACCGAACAAUCAAGAUCCCACGAGCAGCAACAGUUCCGGAUAUCGAUCCGAUAAUUACGCAUAUAGCAGCGAUAGCAGUUGCAAUCCGAGUCGGAACUUCAAAUUCUCUCAGAGCUCUAGCUACGACGAGCUGGACGAAUGUUGGAUAACGAACGGAGAGUUUCCGCGUCGUUGUUUCAAGAAAGUCACGUAUACGGCCGAUGGGAAUCUCUACGAUCCGAAAACAGAGAAGUUGCAAAAGCUGGAUCAUCAGCAACGAAGAAUUAAAAUGGCCUUGAACCGGUACAACUAUAAUUUGUUUUAUAUAAGCAGCACUGAGUUUAUGGAACACUUUAUGAAACUGUUUAUGCAUGGGUUGGGGAAGUCGUUGAAUUUUGAUCCGGAAUCCGUGAACAAUACCAAACGAGAAGGGUGCGUGCUCUAUUGUGACAAAAUCAUGAUCGCGAAAACGUUGAAGCACAGUAAAGUGGAACAAUACGAGAUCAUCCCUGCAAUUUGGUUGGAGUGGCCUAUCUGCGCUCAAGAAUGGCUGGUGAGGACACGACAUACUUGGCCAAAUAACAACGACGUGGAGAAGGUUAAAGACUUUGGAUGCUACGUCGUUCCGGAAGGCUUCGUGCCGAGGAAUGGAAAUAUCAAUCUCAUCGAGGAUCUGCAAUGGCAGCUGACGUUCCCGGCAGCCGAAAGAUACCUCGAAACAUGCAUGACACAGGCCCAAAUACAAGUGUAUUUGAUCGCUCUGAUGCUUCACAAGACUUUCCUCAGACCUAUUUUUGAUACUAUGUUCGGUCUAACCACUGCUCAUAUCAGGCACAAAUUAUUUUGGAUGAUCGAAGAGAACGCGAACCCAUCGAAAUGGCCAGAUAGUAGAUUGGGAGAGUGUUUGUUGGUGCUUCUGAAUUCUUUGUAUUACAACAUUAGUCAAAACGAACCUAAGCUUAACGAUUACUUCAUCAAAAGUAGGAAUCUCUUUCAGAGGGUACCCUGUGACCAUUUGCUGCACACGCAGAAGCAAUUGAAACGCAUCACAGAGAAUCCGGUAAUGUACGUUUUUCAUGCGAUGGAAAACAUUCGGUACAGUAACGAUUUCUUCCCGAGGUUGGACUACGAGAUGUUACUGAAGAUAUUGACGGCUGACACGUUGACGUUGGUUAAUCCGAAACUGACUCAACACGUUCCGACUUUGAUGUAUCAAACGUACGAGGAUCCUACCGAGCAAAAUGAAAGAUACGAUAUGAAGGGCUUUUGGGAGACGGCGAAGAAACAAGGACACAAAUCAUCCGUCAAGUUGAUCACCAAUAAGUCGUUAAUUGUCCCUCGCAAGGCCACCGACUCUAUCAUCGAAAUCGCUACACGUUGCGCUGACUUAGAGGGACCGAGGUUGUGCAUUCUUUUAGGCUUCUUCAUACGGCAUUUCAUUCAAAUUGCCGAACGAUGUCAUCAGUACCAAGCACAUCGACAGAAAAAGAUGUACCUUGAUCACGCGGACAGGCUAUCCAUAUUACUUUUCGAGCGUCAAAGAUAUACGGAAGAUGCGCUAGCUUAUCGCGACAAGAUCAAAGUUGUCAGGAAGAAAGUAGCUGUUUCCGAACCAGGAAAUCAACCGCCAGAUACUCCGGAGAGAAAUCAAAAGAAACCCAUAUACGUUGGAUCGUUGAACAAUCGUUUCACGCAAAAAUCAAAUUCGUCGAAUCAAGUUCGCCAGAAAAACACUGAGCCAACUCCUAGGCCGAGCGUGAAAUUGCCAGAAAAACAAGUUAAUGUUCAAGAUGUUAAAGUAAUCGUUCAUGAAAGGCAUUACGAAGAACCGAACGAAUUAAAUUUAGAAGUUACGAAUGAUAAGGUGGCCGCUCAAAGUUCAAUAAGCGAAAAUCAUGUGUCAAAAUUGAAAACCGACGAACGUCAGCCAAACAAACCGAUACUUCGUCUUAAAAAACUUUCAGGAAGUGAAUCCACGUACAUUUAGAAGCUAACAUGCACAACUAAUUCCUUCGUUACCUAAUAAAUUUCUCAACCUUUUGCAAGUAAUCUGUAAUUUAUUGUUAUUUAAUAUUAUUUAUACUUGCAGAUGAUUGAACGCGAUACUUAAUUGCUUAUCUAGAAAAAUUAAUCGCAUAAGUAGAAGUCCAUUUAUCUGGACUAAUUGGAGGACGGAAAGUUUACUUAGGGUAUCCCAGGUUUCUUUGAACCAAAUGGUGUUAGUGUAUUGUAUAAGUACGACUAUAACAAAUAAACGAACCUCUCGGUUGUUAAACUGAU
Messenger RNA from Bombus impatiens (common eastern bumble bee), 3394 nucleotides. RefSeq lists its product as uncharacterized. NCBI's taxonomy places the organism in Eukaryota, Metazoa, Arthropoda, Insecta, Hymenoptera, Apidae. The coding region runs from base 195 to 3101 and encodes 968 amino acids. The record is from RefSeq and is a predicted model, not a curated record. The transcript has 4 exons.